AUGAUCAGCGGUCAUUCAACAGGCAUGCUGGGAGAAGAUGGCAUACAUGUGGACAUGAACCACCUGAAGAAGGGAGAAGUCAACCUAGGCACAUCGAUCAUGGCCAUCACGUUCAAGGACGGUGUCAUUCUCGGAGCGGACAGUCGAACAACCACAGGCGCAUACAUUGCGAAUCGAGUGACGGACAAGCUCACACAAGUGCAUGAUACUAUUUGGUGUUGUCGGUCAGGAUCGGCUGCCGACACGCAGGCUGUAGCAGACAUUGUACAAUAUCAUCUUGGUCUUUAUGGGAUCCAAAACAACGAACCACCUACCACCCAAACUGCGGCAGCUCUCUUCCAGGAACUAUGCUACGAGAACAAGGAUCAACUAAGUGCAGGAAUGAUCAUUGCCGGUUAUGACAAGCGGAACGGUGGCCAGGUCUACUCAAUACCUCUAGGAGGAUCACUACACAAGCAAGCAUUUUCCAUUGGAGGAUCUGGUUCGACUUACAUCUACGGAUACACAGACGCACACUGGAAGGACAACAUGACUGAGGAGGAAGGCGUGGAUUUUGUCAAGAACUCGCUGAGAGAAGCCAUCAAGUGGGAUGGAAGUUCUGGUGGUGUGAUCCGUAUGGUGGUCUUGACAGCCAAAGGAGCUCAGCGGCAUUUGUACCUACCAGAUCAACAAUACAAAGGACCGGGUACAGGGCUAUGA
Exophiala bonariae is the source of this 699-nucleotide messenger RNA. It is a transcript of the gene PRE3, whose product is annotated as Proteasome subunit beta type-1. Gene Ontology annotation, molecular function: threonine-type endopeptidase activity. Gene Ontology annotation, cellular component: proteasome core complex. The transcript is spliced from 2 exons. NCBI's taxonomy places the organism in Eukaryota, Fungi, Ascomycota, Eurotiomycetes, Chaetothyriales, Herpotrichiellaceae. The record is from RefSeq and is a predicted model, not a curated record. The coding region runs from base 1 to 699 and encodes 232 amino acids.